GGAAGUAACUCUUUCACUUUCUGUUAUAGACAAAAUGGAGGAAUAAUGUAGGCACAUUAAAAUACUGCAGGCCUGACAAAACAAAGUCUCUUUUCGCAACUUAACUCAUUUUCACUCGCUGUUAGGAGCUUCGCUUGAGGUACGCAGAGUCGUCGAGUAUCGAGUCUCAAGCGCAGGCAGGUUUGCACAGGACAGGUAGUUGCUUUCCAUCCAUUCAAAAUGUCGGAGGAAUUGUUUCCAGAGCCAGAAUGGCUAUCUGAAGAAGUCAAAACCGGGACGACCAUCAUCGCGGUUACUUUUGACGGUGGAGUUGUUCUUGGCUCAGAUUCGCGUGUGUCUGCGGGGGAGUCAGUGGUGAAUCGUGUGAUGAACAAGCUCUCCCCUCUCCAUGACAAGAUCUACUGUGCUCUGUCUGGAUCAGCAGCGGAUGCUCAAACCAUUGCUGAGAUGGUCAACUACCAACUGGAUGUGCACAGUAUUGAGGUGGAAGCUGACCCACUCGUAUGCUCUGCUGCCACUCUGGUGAAGAACAUUUCAUACAAAUAUAAAGAGGAACUAUCAGCACAUCUUAUUGUUGCAGGGUGGGACAAAAAAAAAGGAGGACAGGUCUAUGCGACACUGAGUGGUUUGCUGACCAGGCAACCUUUUGCUAUUGGUGGCUCUGGGAGUUUUUACAUUAAUGGUUUUGUUGAUGCAGAAUUCCGAAAAAACAUGACAAAGAGAGAAUGUCAAGAGUUUGUAGUUAACGCUCUCACUCUGGCAAUGGGUCGGGAUGGCUCAAGUGGAGGCGUUGCAUAUGUUGUUACCAUUGAUAAAGAUGGAGCAGAAGAGAAGUGCAUUUUAGGAAAUGAACUGCCCAAAUUUUUUGAUGAGUGAAUUAAAGGACUUUGCUUUGAUAUUAAAAGAAGAUUUCCAUGUAUAUUUGUAACCUAUAGCAGGACAAAAUACUUUGAAAUUGCAGAAAUGUUUGAAUUGUUUUGUUGAUAUUAAACACUUGCAAAUACAUAAACAUAAAAACUCACUCCCUUAUGUGAACAGCGACUCUCAAAAUUUGAUAAUAAACCAUAUUAGA
Messenger RNA from Sinocyclocheilus anshuiensis, 1072 nucleotides. It is a transcript of the gene psmb9a, whose product is annotated as proteasome 20S subunit beta 9a. Gene Ontology annotation, molecular function: threonine-type endopeptidase activity. NCBI's taxonomy places the organism in Eukaryota, Metazoa, Chordata, Actinopteri, Cypriniformes, Cyprinidae. Gene Ontology annotation, cellular component: cytoplasm; proteasome core complex. The record is from RefSeq and is a predicted model, not a curated record. The transcript is spliced from 6 exons. Bases 220 to 876 code for a protein of 218 amino acids.